Molecule: messenger RNA, 7441 nt
Organism: Aricia agestis (brown argus)
Lineage: Eukaryota; Metazoa; Arthropoda; Insecta; Lepidoptera; Lycaenidae
Product: tetratricopeptide repeat protein 28
Exons: 41
Coding region: 272-7360 (2362 amino acids)
Molecular function (GO): identical protein binding
Source: RefSeq, a predicted model, not a curated record
CGCAUACUGACAUGUUUCUGUGCGCUGUUCAAUAAAAUCUUAAAAACUUUGAUUUCUACACGGUUUUUAGUAGAAAAUAACUUACGAUCAUCUAAAUAUCAUAGUGUUGAAGUGUAAAGUGUUAGUAUUAUAGUUUACAGUGCAGAAGUGUAAUAAUUGUUCAUGAGUAUGUUUUCCUCCAUCUAACUACCAUGUUUGAAACCAAGAAAUGGGUUUAUAAUUGGCCUAAAUCAGAGGCUGAGAUGAUUGAAACGAAAACAUGAAAUGAAAGAUGUCACAGCGAGAUUUUUCAGAGGUAGAGCCAACAGGCUCAGCGUCUUUGGGCGCGGCGUCGCGGGCUCUCUUCGUAGAGAAGGUGCGGGCUUCCAACGCGGCGUGCCAGGCCGGGGACUUCUCUACCGCCGUCGCGCUCUACACAGACGCGCUGACGUUGGAUCCCGCCAACCACAUACUGUAUAGCAACAGGUCAGCAGCGAGACUGAAACAGGGUCAGUUCGCAGCCGCCCUACAAGAUGCUACGCGGGCGCGAGAGCUGUGCCCGAAUUGGCCGAAAGCGUAUUACAGACAAGGUGUCGCGCUGCAAUGUCUCGGGCGUCACGGCGAAGCCCUGGCGGCGUUCAGCUCUGGUCUGGGCGUGGAGCCGUCGUCCCGGCAGCUGCUGGCGGCGCUGGUGGAGGCUUCGCUCAAGUCUCCGCUGCGGACCACCCUGGAGCCCACCUUCCGGCAGCUGGAGGCCAUGAAGCUGGACCAGUCGCCGUUCGUCUUGAUAUCUGUGGUUGGUCAAGAGUUGCUAGCGGCCGGCCAGUACCAAGCCGCGGUGUCCGUUCUGGAGGCUGCGCUGAGAAUUGGAUCCUGCUCCCUCAAGUUAAGGGGUUCCGUAUUCAGCGCAUUGUCCUCUGCCCACUGGGCGCUCAGUCAACUCGACGCGGCCAUCAACUAUAUGCAGCAAGACCUCGCGGUGGCCAAAUCCUUGGGAGACACGGCUGGGGAGUGCCGAGCCCAUGGUAACCUGGGCGCGGCAUACUUCAGCCAGGGGUCUUACAAGGAUGCGCUUACGGCACACCGAUAUCAGUUGGUCCUGGCUAUGAAGUGUAAGGACACCCAAGCCGCAGCGGCCGCUCUGACGUCAUUAGGGCACGUGUACACGGCCAUCGGAGAUUACCCUAACGCGCUGGCCAGUCACAAGCAGUGCGUGCAGCUCGUGAAGCAGAUGGGAGACAGACUACAAGAGGCGAGGGAGAUAGGCAAUGUUGGAGCUGUGUAUCUGGCGAUGGGGGAGUUCGAUUCGGCUGUGGACUGUCAUACGCAACACCUACGGCUGGCUAGAAGAUUGGGCGAUCAGGUAGAAGAAGCUAGGGCGUACUCAAAUCUAGGGUCAUCGUACCACUACCGGCGGAACUUCGCUCAGGCUAUAGCGUACCACGAGAACGUGCUGCGGAUAGCACAGAGCCUGGGCGACCGAGCUAUUGAGGCUAGGGCUCAUGCGGGAUUGGGGCACGCCGCCAGGUGUGCGGGCGACUAUGUCCAGGCGAAAAAAUGGCACGAGCGACAACUGGACGUCGCCCUAGCUGCCAGAGAUAAGGUCGGUGAAGGCAGAGCGUGCUCUAACCUGGGCAUAGUGUACCAGCUGUUAGGAGAACAUGAUGCCGCUCUCAAGCUACACCAGGCACAUCUGUCUAUAGCGAGACAACUGCAGGACAAAGCGGGCAUGGGUCGCGCGUACGGCAACAUCGGUAACGCGUACUCCGCCGCUGGGUUCUACGAGCAGGCCAUCAAGUACCACAAGCAGGAGCUCACCAUCUCCAAGGAGGUCCACGACAGGAGUUCGGAGGCGUCCACACACGGCAACUUGGCGGUGGCAUACCAGGCGCUAGGCGCUCAUGAUAUGGCGCUGUUCCAUUAUAGGGCUCAUUUAGGUAUUGCUCGUGAACUGAAAGACGCUGCCGGGGAGGCGUGCGCUCUCCUCAACCUGGGCAACUGUCUAUCCUCGCGCGGGGAGUUCGCCCAAGCGGUGCCUUACUACGAGCAGCACCUUAUGCUAUCGCAGGAGCUUGGUGAUGUGACCGCCGAGGCCAAGGCCUGCCACUUCCUGGGUUAUGCUCAUUACUGCUUGGGGAAUUACAAGGAAGCCGUCAGAUACUACGACCAAGAUCUAUCGUUAGCCAAAGACCUGCAGGACAAGAUGAACAUGGGCCGAGCGUACUGCAACCUCGGGCUGGCACAUCUCGCGCUCGGCAACUUGGAGACGGCUCUCGAGUGCCAGAAGUACUUCUUGGCUAUCGCACAUAUGACGCAGCACCUGCAGGGCAAGUUCAGGGCGCUGGGUAACAUUGGGGAUGUGCUGAUCAAGAUGAACGACGUGGAGGAGGCGGUGAAGAUGUACCAGCGACAGCUUGGGUUUGCGAGACAGGCCCGAGACAGAUCUCUUGAAGCGGCAGCAUGCGGCGCGCUCGGUCUAGCGAGGAGACUACAGAGAAGACUUGAUGCAGCCUUGGGACAUCAUACACAGGAAUUGACCCUAAGACAAGAAGCGGGCGACGCGGCGGGCGAGGCGCGGGCGCACUCACACCUCGGCGCCGUGCACAUGGCGCUGGGACACUACUCACACGCUGCUAGGUGCUACAGAGAGCAACUCGAGCGAGCACAGGAGCUCCAAGAUUGUGCGUUGGAGGCCCAAGCGUACGGCAACCUCGGUAUCGCCAAACUCAACAUGGGCCACUACGAGGAUGCUAUUGGAUAUUUAGAACAGCAACUAGCCAUCCUAGAGCGCGUGAACACUCCGACCUGCGCGCUGGACAAGGCGCGGGCGCUGGGCUCGCUCGGCGACUGCUACGACGCCCUGGGCGACCCCGACGAAGCCAUCAAAUACCACGAGCAGCAUCUAGCGGCUGCGCUCAAGCUGGACAAUAUAAGGGAACAGGAGAGAGCGUAUAGAGGAUUGGGGCUGAGUCACAAGUCGGUAGGCAACCUGCAGCAGGCGCUAGUGUGCCUGGAGAAGCGGCUGGUGGUGUCACACGAGCUGGGCUCGCCGGACGCGAAGGCGCAGGCGUACGGCGAGCUCGGCGCGCUGCACAUCGCGCUCAACAAUCUCGACCAGGCCGUCUCCUGUAUUGAGCACCAGAAGAAUAUUGCUAAGGAGCUGAAGAACCUAAUAAUGGAGGCGGAGGCGUGGCACGCGCUGGGGGAGGCGCAGCAGGCGCGGGGCGACCCCGCCGCCGCCGUCAGACACCAUCGCGCGGAGCUCGAGCUGGCGCAUAGACUGGGCCUGCCACAUCUACAGGCCCGAGCAUGUGGCGGUCUGGGCGCGGCGCACGCAGCGAUGGGCGCGCACGCUGAGGCGUCACGCUGGCACGAGUCGCGGCUGCGACACGCGACCGCGUCCGGUGACACGCGCGGUCGCGCGCACGCACUCGCUGAUCUCGGCCGCUCGCACUUGGCCAUGGGCGCGUGUGGUAGCGCGGUAUCCUACCUGCGACAGGCGCUAGCUGCCACUGAGGGGCUAGCUGAUCCAGAUGAAGAGGCUCGAGUACGUCACCGCCUGGGCUUCGCGCUGUGGGCGUCAGGGGAGCUGGAGGAGGCCAAGGAGCAGCUGUCCGGCGCGCUCACGGUGCUGGAGGCGGGCAACGAGCGGUACCGCGACAGGAAGGCGGCAGCACUCUACACCUCCACCAGACACGCGCUACAGAGGGUGCUUGUUGAGCUGGGUCAGCAUGGUGAGGCGCUGGUGGUGGCGGAGCGCGGUCGCUGGCGCGCGUUCGACGCCGCCACAGAGAAGACUGCUAGUGCACUCAACCAGGCCAACGUCGAGAUACACACGGCACAAAGCAGCAGCCGCACCUCGGAGGAGCACAAGGAGCGGGGCGAGCAGUGGAACCCCACCAGCAUGGAGCACAUCAUGGACGUGGUGAACAAGCACAAAGCGCCCGUGCUUUACUACAGCCUGGCUGCUGGACGACUGUAUGCCUGGCUCCUGCAACCGCAUAAAGGUAUAUUGCGGUUCCACGAGGAGUCUCUUCACGAGCAGGUGGAAGACGGCGACAACAGCCUGCCCGACCUCAGUCCAGAUGACCUACAGACUAAUACCAGUUGUGGCAAGCUGGAGCGGUGCAUCAGUGAGUGGUCGGCGUGGCUGAAGACGGCGGCCAAGCGGCGCACCGACAGCGAGGACCAGUGGGACGGAGACGACAGACCCAACACUGGGCUCGCUAGAAUUGUAACCCGCAACCACCUGCUGAACUCGUCCAACUACUCGCUGAGCUCGCUGUUCAGCGUGGGCUCUGUGGGCGGCUCCGUCGCCGGUUCUGUGGCCAGCUUGCAGGGAUCCACCAGGUCCAGUGUCCACGGACCCAAAAAGAAGCAGCCGUCAUGGCAGGGCCCGCCGUGUCUUAGCACAUUAUACCAGAUGUUGCUCGCGCCUUUUGAAGAUCUACUGCCGGUAUCUUGCAACAAUAAUCAUGCUUCCCACGGUCGUCGCGGUUGCGGCGGGCGUCGCGAGCUGGUGGUGGCGGUGGAGGGCGCGCUGUACGCGUGCCCCUGGGGCGCCCUGCGAGGCCCCACCGACCCCGAGCCCCUGUGCGAGCGGUACGCCCUGCGCGUCGAGCCGGCCUUGCGCCGCCCUAGGGGCACGCACGCGGUGCCGAGACAUAAACAAGCGGAACAUGGUACCGCCGGCGCCGGUGAGGCGAACACAGAGGGCGGGGUGCGGUGCACGGUGGUGGGCGGGGCGCGGGCGGGGUCGCGCUGGCCGCCGCACGCGCUGCUCAAGGAGGCCGAGCUGGUCGCCGACAUGUUGAGAGUCACGCCGCUCACUGACUACCAGGCGUCAAAGGAGGCUGUGUUGGCGCAGCUGCCGCAGGCGGAGUGUAUCCACUUCGCCACGCACGUGUGCUGGAAGACACCGGGACUGAUCCUCAGUCCGGGAGAAGUUGUUGACUCUCAAGCCAAGCGGCUCCUAAACUCGAGCGUCGGCAGCGGCGCCGCGGAUACGUCGACUGAAAAUGAAGAUGAAAACGCAGAUCUACCGCAGAGCAACGAGGAGCUGCCGCCGGAGUCGGAGUACAUGCUCACCGCCGCCGAAAUCAUCAACCUAAAACUUUCAGCCAGACUGGUGGUGAUAUCAUGCGCCCCAUCCAGCGCCAUACUCCACGAUUCAGAAGAUUCCAACGACGUGUCGUUAGCCGGUGAAGGUGUGUCCCGGCUCUGCCGCGCGUUCCUCAUUGCCGGGGCUCAGGCUAUACUGGUCACGCUGUGGCCCUCGCCCCAGGACACCGCCACCAAGAUACUGUAUAGAGCACUCUACUCCGCUCUGCUACAGGGCAGCAGAAUUGCUAAGGCCCUAGGUGACGCGAUGCAGACAGUCCGUCAUACGCUGCACUUCGCGCACCCGGCGCACUGGGCGGGUCUGGCGCUGCUCGGCGCCAACGUGCGCCUCAGCAACAAGGUGGCGCUGAUGGGCCAGGCGCUGUGCGAGCUGCUCGCCACGCCAGAUAAGUGCCGGGACGCGCUGCGAGUGUGUUUACACCUGGUAGAGAAGUCGUUGCAGAGGAUUAUGAGAGGUCAGAAGAACGCGAUGUACACCACCCAGAAGAGUAUUGAGAACAAGGCUGGUACUGCCACGGGCUGGCGGGAGCUGCUCAUGAGUGUUGGGUUUAGAUUCGAACCAGCAGCCAAUGGAAUUCCGUCGAGCGUAUUUUUCCCACAAAGUGAUCCCGAGGAGAGGUUAACACAGUGCUCCGCUAGUCUACAAGCUUUAUUAGGUCUGACUCCAACGACGCUGCAGGCUCUAUCCAAGCUGAUCGCGAACGGCGACGUGGCGGACGACAUAAUCGGCGUGAUUCGGGCCGUUAUCACGCAAUUCGCCGGCAACGCCGCCGACAACGAUGCCAUUGACGUCGCCGUCAACGUCAGGCUAUGGCGCGUAAAUGGGUGCCACGAGCUGCUGGCGUCACUAGGCUUCGAUCUGGCGGAGGUGGGCCAGGACGAGGUGACGCUGCGCACGGGCAAGGCCGCCAACCGCAGGCACAUACACUUCGUUCUGCAGGCGCUGUUGGCGCUGUUCGACACCCAAGAAGCCCCACGGAGUCUGAGCCUGGAGUCGAGCUCGAGCGUGGAGUCGCUCGCGUCCAUCGACGACGGCGACCUCGAGCAGCACUCCGACGGCGAGCAGCCGCCCAGACAGAUGAGACAAGAAAGCGUGUCGUCGGUGCCGCCGCCUCCCCUGCCGAUCGGUUCUUGCGGCGGCGCGUUCACGAUGUACGUGCGCGGCGGCGCGGCGGCGGAGGUGGGGCGCGGCGAGCCGGACGGGCGCACCGCCCCGCCCCCCGCACCGCCGCCCCCGCGCUACCGCGGUGAGAGCGACGCCGCCUUCACGCCCUCCCCGCCCGCCGCACCCCCAGCCCCCGCCCCGCCGCGCGACGUCUCCCUCGCCCUCGCGCACCAGACCAAGAUCAGGACGCUCUACACCCGGCGCCCGCCCUCCACCGACGACUCCGACUGGGAGAGCUCGGGCCACGACACGGUCCUGAGGCGGCGCCCCGACCACCCCCACCAGAGGUACCUGGACGCGUUCUACGACCUGGCGUCGUCGCAGACUCGGCGCUCCGAGGACGACAAAGCCGAGGCGGCGAUGAGCCAGCCGUCGACGUCGAAACGAGCUCCGCGCCCGAAGAUGGGCACUAGCAGCCGGGACUCGAUGGCGCAGGUCCGCCACAUGAGCGGCGAGCUGACCCCGACCAUCUCCGAGGUGUACCACGAGAGGAACCUCGGCCUGGGCCUCGCGCCGCCGCUGGCUGAGCUGCUGCUGGCUGAGGAGUCGAAGACCGAGAUGAGGGCCGCCAGCUCGAGCGAGAACCUGCUCCUGCAGAAUCUGGAGAAGCUGGGCCUGCUGGGCGACGCCAGUGAGGUGGAGGAGCGGUGGGGCGCCCCCGGCGCCGCCCGGCCCUGGCUGUCCGCCGCGCCGCUCGAGACCGACGUCCAGAGCGCGGACCUCACCACCGCCGAGAUCAUCGAGCGGAAAAACAAGUUCAGAAAGGACUCCGACCCCAAGAGCAAGGAGGAGAGCGCGUACGAGCUGAAGCCGAAGGAGGAGGCGCCGGGGCCGAGCGGCAUCGAGAAGCGAUCCGUGUCCCCCUUCUCGGAGCUGUCUCGGCGGGACGAGGGGGACGGCCGGAGCAUCGCCGACUCCCACUCGUCGUACAAGGCGCUAGUGCUGAACCCCCGCCCGCCAUACCUACCGGAGGAGGGCGAGGCCCCCCCGAGCGCGCACGCCGAGGGGGGCAAGACCCACCCGCGCCCGCGCCGACCCCCCGUGCCGCGGACGAGGCCUGCCUACACUACGCUUGACUUUCCACCGAAUAAAUAGGAAUAGACGCGGUGUUAUGGUAAGUAUUUUUUAUGUUUUUUGUUAAAACUACCUAGUGUUUAUAUUUUAGCGGCUAUGAGU